This is a messenger RNA of Perca flavescens (yellow perch), 1805 nucleotides long. RefSeq names its product homeodomain-interacting protein kinase 3-like. NCBI's taxonomy places the organism in Eukaryota, Metazoa, Chordata, Actinopteri, Perciformes, Percidae. Gene Ontology annotation, cellular component: cytoplasm; PML body; nucleus. The transcript has a single exon. Gene Ontology annotation, biological process: smoothened signaling pathway; intrinsic apoptotic signaling pathway in response to DNA damage by p53 class mediator; peptidyl-threonine phosphorylation. Gene Ontology annotation, molecular function: SMAD binding; transcription coactivator activity; protein tyrosine kinase activity. The record is from RefSeq and is a predicted model, not a curated record. The coding region runs from base 293 to 1711 and encodes 472 amino acids.
GUCACAGCGCCCGAAAUAUCCUUUCCACGAUAUGAUUUGGGAUUCUAAAUUCUCUCUUAGAACUUCCAGUUCUUAAAAUCCACUUUGCGCCCUCAGUUUGAACGAAAGCACCUCUCUCUGCUGCUGAUUGGCUAUACCAUACACUCGUGACGUUUAGUUUUGGUCAGAGAUCAAAGAGAUUCUGAAUGUGACGUCAGCACUCCAUAAUUCCUUUGACAGAAUCAGUCAGCAGGCUUCCAGAUGAGAGGUAUACAGGACAAUCACACUCGAUUCAGAGAGACAUCUUUUAGAAAUGGCUCCAACAAUACCACUUUACAACAAAACCAAUUUUCAGAUAGAAGAGCAGGACGUCCUGCCCACCACGUCAGGUGGCUAUCGGGUAGAGACCUUCCUCGGGGAGGGGAGGUUUGGGAAAGUGGCCAGCUGCCUAAAACUAAAAACCAACGAGAAGAUGGCGCUGAAGAUUGUGCGGACUGACGCAGGCAUCGUUGGCAAAAGAGAGGUGGCCAUGCUCAGGAGACUCAGGAAGCUUGACGAGGACAAGAACAACUUGGUCAGGAUGACCGAGUAUUUUAGGCACAAAGGACACUAUUGUCUGGUGUUUGAAAUGCUGGACAUGAGUCUGCACGAUCUGAUGAAGGAGAGGAGCUUCAAGCCGCUGUGUUUGUCCGAGAUCAGAGUGAUCGCCCAGCAGAUGCUGGUGGCUCUCGGUGCCCUCGGGAGCAUCGGCCUGAUGCACGCGGACAUCAAGCCGGACAAUGUGAUGCUGGUUAACCACCAGCUGCAGCCCUUCAGGGUCAAACUGAUUGACUUCGGUCUGGCCGCCAAGGCUUCCACAGUGCUGCUCGGCACCAUCCAGGCCCUCGGCUACAGGGCCCCCGAGGUCAUCCUGGGCCUCCCGUUGGACGAGGCUGUAGACAUGUGGUCUCUGGCCUGCGUUUUGGCCUUCCUGUACCUGGGCAAGCACCUGUAUCCAACACACUGCGAAUAUGAGGUGAUGAGAGUGAUUGUGCAGAUGCAGGGUCAGCCCGACGAUCGCCUGCUGAAUAACGGGAUCCACACCGGGAACUUUUUCAGCAAAAACAAAGAGUUCUCCGUUCCAAAAUGGAGGCUGAACACUCAAAGGGAAUACAAGGUCAAAACAGGAUCCACGACCAAAUGCCGCAACGGCUUUUACGACAAGUUGAACAGUCUGCAGGACGUGGCAAGGUUCCACCCAGUGGCGACGCAGGCCACUGAGUACGAUGACACGCUGGCCUUUUUAAGCCUCCUCAAACGGAUGCUCCACGUGGAUCGUAAAAAGAGAGUCUCCCCCGGCGAAGCUCUCGGGCACCGUUUCGUCACAAUGAGACACUUACCUCGUGACGCUAGCAACCGCUCUUAUGGGACUGCAGCGCGUUCGACCCUCAGAGAAUGCGGACUGCCGAAGCACUCGUCAGUCCAGUUGAAGCGCUUCGUAACGUCCAGCGAGGCGGUGCAUUGGAACGAAGCGCCCACUACUAGCUCGGAUGACUCACUAUCAGCUGACGAAGAAACUGCCGCUGGUCCUAAUAAGGGGGCUUCACCCGCCUCCGUUACUCAUCAUUCGGAUGGGGGCAACAGAAGCUCCGUUGAAGUCAAGACCCAGAAGAAGUUUUUCAAGAUGGCCUGCUGGUUCUUCACCAGGAUUUUUAAGUGUGUACGCUGCUGCAGAGUUGAUGUUACAAAUUAAAGGCCCGCCACGUCUGAAGACAUAUCGGCAGUGGCUAACGCCGGCACUGCACAGCAAGAAGGUUCUGGGGUUGGAACCUGCCUUCCUGCAAAGA